Ochotona princeps (American pika) is the source of this 943-nucleotide messenger RNA. It is a transcript of the gene RPL6, whose product is annotated as ribosomal protein L6. Gene Ontology annotation, cellular component: ribosome. The transcript is spliced from 7 exons. Gene Ontology annotation, biological process: translation. The coding region runs from base 25 to 903 and encodes 292 amino acids. NCBI's taxonomy places the organism in Eukaryota, Metazoa, Chordata, Mammalia, Lagomorpha, Ochotonidae. The record is from RefSeq and is a predicted model, not a curated record. Gene Ontology annotation, molecular function: structural constituent of ribosome.
UAGUUCUCUUUCCCAGCUUGCAAGAUGGCGGGUGAAGCAGCCCCAGCCCCCAAGCCGGACGCGAAGAACAAGCCCCCCCCAGCCAAGAAGGCCGACAAUGCCAGCGACCCGGGGAAGAAACAACCCGGCAAAGGCAAGAAGAAGGCCAAGAAGGGGGUCCCCCACUGCAGCCGGAACCCCGUCCUGGUGAGGGGCAUCGGCCGCUACUCCCGCUCGGCCAUGUACUCCAGGAAAGCCCUGUACAAGAGGAAGUACGCGGCCCCGAGGUCCAGGAUCGAGAAGAAGAAGAAGGAGAAGCCACGGGCCACCGUCACCAAGCCCGUGGGCGGCGACAAGAACGGCGGCACGCGGGUGGUGAAGCUCCGCAAGAUGCCGAGAUACUAUCCCACGGAGGACGUGCCCCGCAAGCUGCUCAGCCAUGGCAAGAAGCCCUUCAGCCAGCACGUGAGGAAGCUGCGGGCAAGCAUCACCCCCGGGACAGUCCUCAUCAUCCUCACCGGGCGGCACCGAGGCAAGAGAGUGGUGUUCCUGAAGCAGCUGGCCAGUGGUUUGCUGCUAGUGACUGGACCUCUCUCCCUCAAUCGGGUCCCUCUGCGUAGAACACACCAGAAAUUUGUGAUCGCCACCUCGACAAAGAUUGACAUCAGUGGGGUGAAGCUCCCGAAGCACCUCACUGACGCCUACUUCAAGAAGAAGAAGCUGCGGAAGCCGCGGCAUCAGGAGGGCGAGAUCUUCGACACAGAGAAGGAGAAAUACGAAAUCACAGAGCAGCGUAAGGCCGAUCAGAAAACCGUGGAUUCGCAGAUUCUGCCAAAGAUCAAGGCCGUCCCUCAGCUCCAGGGCUACCUGCGCUCCGUCUUUGCCCUGACCAAUGGCGUUUACCCUCACAAAUUGGUGUUCUGAAUUUCGUAGAAUCUCACUAAAUAUCUGUUGAAACUUCGAA